AUGCACACUGGGGUUUCGGUGCAGUCUAUGUCGCUGCCGUUGUUUCUCAUUCUGCUCUCUGCGGUGGAGGACACUUUGUUACAAUCGGUGAGCCAGGUGGGUGGUGUGUGUAAGCUGUCCACAGAGUCGUCUCUGCGCCGCUGCCGCACACCCAAUGGCAAGAUCUGCAGCGGGAGUGGCAAGUGUGACUGCGGCAUCUGCACCUGCUUGGCCAAGGAGCCAGGGAAGUUCUACGGUCCGCGCUGCGAGUGCCACGACUGGGUCUGCUCCACGCACAAUGGGAAAACUUGCAACGACCGCGGCUACUGUGACUGUGGGACGUGCGAGUGUGAUGAAGGCUGGUUCGGAGAGUCCUGCCAGUUCCAGGAGGAGUGUGACCUAACCGGCAAGAAGAGCAAAGAGCUCUGCAAAAACCCACAGGGGGUGGUGUGCUCCAACCGAGGCACAUGCCACUGUGGCAGCUGCAUGUGUGACAUUAAGGUCAAAAGAGGUCUGGUGACGGGACGCUACUGUGAGUGUGACGACAGCGAGUGUCUGGACGAGGACACCGGAGAGGUGUGUGGAGGCCACGGCCAGUGUUACUGUGGAAACUGUUACUGCGCUGCUGGUUGGCAUGGAGACAAAUGUGAAUUCCAGUGUGACAUCAGCCCAUGGGAGAGCAAGCGGAGAUGCACAUCUCCAGAUGGCAAAAUCUGCAGCAACAGAGGGACCUGUGUGUGUGGAGAGUGUAACUGUCAUGAUGUAGAUCCCUCCGGCGACUGGGGAGAUAUCCACGGAGACACCUGCCAGUGCGAUGAGAGGAACUGUCACGCGACCUACGACCGCUACACCGACGACUUCUGCUCAGGUCAUGGCCAGUGUAAUUGCGGGAGGUGUGACUGCAAGGAGGGAUGGGACGGGAAGAAGUGCGAGCAUCCUCUCUCCUGCACCCUGCCUCCAGAGAGCAGUCUGAAGAAGUGUCGCGGAACGUCCAAUUUGCCUUGCUUCGGACGAGGUCAGUGCCUGUGCGGACAGUGUACUUGCUACCCACCUGGGGACAGUCGUGUUCACGGCAGAAACUGUGAGUGUGACGACCGUCAGUGCGAGGAUAUUGAAGGAGAGGUCUGCGGAGGUCACGGUUACUGUUCGUGCGGACGCUGCAUCUGCGAGGAGGGCUGGUUCGGGAAGCUAUGCCACUUCCAGAGGUCCUGUGACAUGAGCGACGCUCAGAGCAAGGAACUUUGUGAGACGUCGGACGGAGUCAUGUGCAGUGGAAAAGGUUCCUGUCACUGUGGCAAAUGUAUUUGCUCUCCCCAAGACUGGUGGGUGUCUGGAGAGUACUGCGAGUGUGACGACCGAGAGUGUGACAAACACGACGGCCUCAUCUGCACAGGAAAUGGGUUGUGCAAUUGCGGCAACUGUGAGUGCUGGGACGGCUGGACGGGGAACGCUUGCGAAAUCUGGGUGGGAGCAGAGUACUGAAGGGGAGAGGGACGCUGGCGUUAAGAGACAAGAGAGGCCUGGCUGCCAGGAGCGACCAGGAGCACCGCUGAUCGUCACGACCAGGCUGGUAAAAAAAAAAACACA
Messenger RNA from Anoplopoma fimbria (sablefish), 1566 nucleotides. It is a transcript of the gene itgbl1, whose product is annotated as integrin, beta-like 1. Gene Ontology annotation, cellular component: integrin complex; focal adhesion; cell surface. NCBI's taxonomy places the organism in Eukaryota, Metazoa, Chordata, Actinopteri, Perciformes, Anoplopomatidae. Gene Ontology annotation, biological process: cell migration; integrin-mediated signaling pathway; cell-matrix adhesion. The transcript has 11 exons. The coding region runs from base 1 to 1461 and encodes 486 amino acids. Gene Ontology annotation, molecular function: integrin binding. The record is from RefSeq and is a predicted model, not a curated record.